Molecule: messenger RNA, 1552 nt
Organism: Chiroxiphia lanceolata (lance-tailed manakin)
Lineage: Eukaryota; Metazoa; Chordata; Aves; Passeriformes; Pipridae
Product: maestro heat-like repeat-containing protein family member 7
Exons: 11
Coding region: 16-1464 (482 amino acids)
Cellular component (GO): cytoplasm
Source: RefSeq, a predicted model, not a curated record
CAGCUGCUCUCCGUGAUGGAGGACUGGCCACUGCACAGCACGUCCACCUCCGACGGGGACAAAACACAUGUCUUUGCCCUGGCUGCAAUCAGGGUGAUUUGGGAGAUCCUCCAGGCGCUCCAGUGCCCAGAGCCAUUGAAAAAGCAUUCCCCCCGUCUCCUCGUGGAUCUGCUCUUCCAGAUUUCCAUCAGCCCAGAGCAGACUCCAGAGGAAGUUGACACCUUGUGGAGGGAAUGUCAGAAGCAAUACAACCUUCCAACAGACUCCAAGAGGUUUGCAGUGCUGACCCUGAAGGCCCUGCUUUGUCAUCUCGAGUGUGAAGAUGUUGUGCUUUCAAUGGAACGGAAGCGCGGCUGGGACACACUCCUCAGUGCUGACACCCACCACAAUGCAGUGGGUCUGCUGGCCAGGGAGAUGCGCCGUGCCUCGAGCCCCUUGUAUUACCCGAUUGCCCUCUGCCUGCUGAGGCUGCUCACCAGGGAGAAGACCUCCUGGGAGCUCCCUGCCAUGGCAUUCCUUGUGGAGGCCCUGGACUGCCCGGACAUGACUGAAUGGAGUGACAGCAUCCUGGAGAUCCUUUCCAGGCGCCUCUGGAGCCAGUGCACAGAGAUGCAUCGCCUGGUGCUGAGAGGCCUCGUGCUGCUGAGCAAGGCUCCUGGGAUGGCUGACGGUGUGCGGAGCCUGACACCAAGCCUCGUGGAGCUACUGUGCUAUACAGGCGGAGAGCUGGUGGGGAUGGUCCUCUCUGUACUCAUCAAUCAAGUCCAGGACAGAGACAUCCCAAUCUCCACCCCCACUGCCCUGCGGCUGGCUGAGCUGCUCCCGCCACUCUUUGGCUACGACAACAUCCAUGUGCAGCUGCUCUCCAUUUACCUCUUCCAAAAGGUGAUGGAGUUGGCAGUGGAUAAGAGUAAACAACUCCUGAAGACACACGUCAUCUACAGCCUGCUCCCACUUUUUUUCCACUGGCAUCAUGAGAACCAGGACGUGGCAGAAGCCUCUCGGAAAGCGCUGCUUCGUGCAGCGGGGUUGCUGAAGAGGAGGGAUCUGGUGAAGCUGCUGAAGACAGAGCAGCCUUGGAGGUUCAGUGAGUGCCUGCUGGAAAACGACAAGAGAAGAGCAGUCGAGUACGCCUGCCAGGCCCUGCCGUACCUGGAGAGCCCACAGGAGCCCGUGCGAGAGGCGGCCCUCAGGUUCAUUGGGAUCGCCGGGAGGUACAUGAGGGGCCAGCGGGUAGAGCUGCAGGUCGCCAUUAACGUUAUUGAAGACAUGACUCCCGACAGCGCUGCUGUCAAAAGCCUGGCACUUCAAACCCAGGAAAUCCUUAGAGCUGUCCAGAGACCUCAGUCUUCUCCAGGUUCCAGCAGUUUGAAGAUCAGCUCCAGAAGGUGCAGAAUAGGGAGGCUCCUCUCUGGGGCAGCUGCCGGAGGUCAGCGGAGAACUUAUUCUGGGAACCCUGUCUGAUGGGCCCACCUGAGCCUGCGGGACAGAACCCUCUCUUCAGCAAGUUCCUGUUACCCCAACUUGAGACUAUGAAAUUCCUCUCAGCAUA